Punctularia strigosozonata HHB-11173 SS5 is the source of this 1784-nucleotide messenger RNA. RefSeq lists its product as uncharacterized. The record is from RefSeq and is a predicted model, not a curated record. The transcript is spliced from 7 exons. NCBI's taxonomy places the organism in Eukaryota, Fungi, Basidiomycota, Agaricomycetes, Corticiales, Punctulariaceae. Bases 95 to 1747 code for a protein of 550 amino acids.
CCGGAACCUUGCAAGGGCAUGCAACGCGGGCGCGUUCGAUCCCACUUAUAAUGCAAGGACAGCCCGGCACCAUGAUCGCCGCAACACGCAGGUCAUGGCCACAGCUCUGUUCCAAUCGCAUACACCCCCGUCGCCGUCUACGUUGUCCAAAUCAGACAGCGAUGGCUCUCGUCUGUCGGUGGACGGGAAGAGUAGUGACGGCCUCGACACGCCGCUCACGUCGCCGGAGAGCUUUCCGGUGAAGAGAUACGAGCGCCGUUUGGGAGACAGCGAACUGUCCUAUUUCCUUCCCUCUCGCGCCGAUGGUGUGAAUGACAUGUAUCUUCACCUUGGUUUACGAACGACCGCGGAGAGGAUGGACCGGACUCGAGUCCGUACAGUGUGGGCCAUCUUGCGGCAAAGGCAUCCGCUCUUAGCUUCGGAGGUCGAGUUCCAUGACUACGACGACGUCAGAUUUGUGUAUACACCUGCAGCUUCCGUGGAAGAUUGUAUCAGUGAUGCUGAUGCCAAUCUAGAGUAUCGGACGCAAGGCAAAGAUGAGCUUAUCGACGCAUACCUCAACGGGCCCCGGACACUGUCGAGCAAUAGGUUAUCAUAUCUCAUCGUCUCUCGUCCGAGCGCUCCCAGGUCCGCCCCCGCAGAUGACGCACCUCACGAGGAGCGUGAAAGCUUGCAAGACUUUGAAAUUCUGCUGUGUGCUACACAUUAUCUUGGAGACGGCAUGGCUUUGCAUACAUGCGCAAACGAUUUCUUCACGAUACUCGGAGGUCCACUUACGCAGGAAGCGUUGAUCCAAAUACUCUCCGACGAGGCUCCACCAAGAUGGGAUACACCGAUCCACAACGCAGCCACUCUACCCGUGCCUCUCGAAGACAAGCUGCCGCAGACACACGGAAAAUUCCAACAGGUCGCAGCAAAGCUCACAUUCAAGGCCGAGCAGAGGAGGUCGUUUGGUGGGCAUGUCUUCAAAAGGAAAGGAGGGAAGACUCGGCACACGAUCGUCCCAACGGUUUCCUUCGACGCUGUGCGAACUCAAUCUAUGCUGAAGAAGUGCAAGGCGAACGGUGUCUCUAUCUCUGCCGCCAUUUUCGCUCUAUGCAACAUCGCCUGGGCAAGAGUGAAGGACAGCAAGGAUGAUCUCCCCAUGAUGAUGUACUCCGCAUUGAACAUGCGACCGUAUUGCGGAGAAACCAACGGCCAUGCGUCGUACUGGUUCCUUGCCGUUGGUUACUUCAACGUGGUCCUCCCUUCUUUCUUGUCGAAGUCGUCCAAGGCUGAGAAGAUCUUCUGGCAUCGCGCACGGGCUGCGAAAGAGCAGAGCAGCCGCGCCGCCAAAAGUCCUCUGGUCGCUGUCCACGCUCGGGAAAUGGCCUCAGAGCGCGCCGCGAGGGCUCGUGCGUGGGGCAAAGAAGACGACGAAAAAGAGCGUGGCGUCUGGGUUCCGCCGCCUCCAAAGCCCGAGGCUGCCAGAUCAGAGCAGCCCAUCGUGCCCUCCGUGGCUCUCAUCGGCCUGUCGCUCUUAGGAAAUCUUGACGGGAUGUAUAAGCAUGUAUCCUAUCCGGAUGUGCAGCUCCACACUCUGACAACGGGAUCACGACAAAGGCCAGGAGGGAUGCUUCUUUUCGGGUACACGUUCGCCUCGAAGCUCUGGAUCAGUCUUGGGUACGACGAGAACGGGUUUGACGAGGUGCAGAUCGCUAGAUUUUGGAACACUCUUACUCUUGCGGUGGACGAAUUCUUGGGGUAGUAAUGUCCCUUUGGUAGUUCUCGAUAGGUGUAAUAGC